UCUGCGCGACCUGACUGCCAGGAGACGUGAGGGGAGACAGCGAGGGGAGAGGUAGCUCUUGCGCCCUGAAGCGGAGACUCCGCGGGGAGCGGGUCACGAUGGUGGUCAGGCGCGCUGAGGGGUGGGUCCUUUGCCGGCGGAAACGCUGUAAAGACCGUGUGCCUCGGAACUGGGCAGUCCGAGAAGGCCCCGACCUGAGCGGCCAGAAGCCCACGGGUGCUCAGGGAGACUAGCACCAGCCUGAGGCAGGGCGACAGGAUGACACUGCGCACGCGUGGUGUGGCGGAGGCCCCUGCGCACGCGCAGACUGGAGGCCCCGGGCUGCCGCGCUGGGGCGGGCUGCCGCGCUGGGGAGGCUCUUGCCCUGUCCCACAGGCCCGUUCCUUGCGCGUGCCCCCUCCCGCAGGAGGUCCCUGGCGCCUGCUGCGUGUGGCCUGUGACGCCAUCAGGAGGCGUCCGGAAGCGCCCGGGCCCGCGACCCCGCCCCCCCCUCCCGCCAGGGCGUCGCGAGAGAAGGUGGCUGCCCUCCCCGCCCCCCCGUGUCGCCCCCCCCCCCGGCCCCCCCCCGCUCGCCCCCCGCCGUCCGGACUCGGGGCUGCGCGCGGCUCCGUCCGAGGCUCUGGCGCGAUGCUGCUGCCGGAGCCGCCGCCUGAGGAAACGGCCCCGAGCGGGCGGACGUGCGGGCUGCGGCGUCCGCGCUGCGCGUGAGAGCGCUCGGCCGCUCCGCCCUCCCCGCGCGCCGGCUGCCGCGUCACGGCCGCGUUGGUAACCGGGCGCCCAGGCACGGCCAUCGGGGCGAGCAGAGGCCACCCGCGGGCGGGCCGCGGUUGCACGAGGGGGCGCGGCUGUGCGCCCGCCUGAACUCGCUGCCUCCCUCUGCGCUGACUCGCUCCCGCCUCCUGGGCGGGGCCCGACUUAGCCUCCG
Equus quagga is the source of this 925-nucleotide messenger RNA. Its product is annotated as proline-rich protein HaeIII subfamily 1-like. NCBI's taxonomy places the organism in Eukaryota, Metazoa, Chordata, Mammalia, Perissodactyla, Equidae. The record is from RefSeq and is a predicted model, not a curated record. The coding region runs from base 259 to 708 and encodes 149 amino acids. The transcript is spliced from 2 exons.